GUCACUCUGGACCGACCUGUUGUAUUGCUUCAACCUUCUUUUGCCUCUGCAUCUGACGCUGGUGAGCUGAAUAUAGCUUCUAACACCGGGUCUAUCAUGACUGGGAGUGGACAAGAUCCUGGUACUUCUAUGCCUCCUAUUCAGUCGCAGCCUCCGCAACAGCAACCUCAACAUACCUCCUAUGUGAUUAGGCCUCUUUCCAACAGCCUUACUCUGACUAACUGUGGGACGGCAUCUACUGGUAUGGAUAAUGGAGGCUCAGGUGCAUCUAUUGUUGCCACACCAAUGGGCGCCGGUACUAGCGUUCUUAUACGACCAGGCCAACGCAGUCAAACUUCUGCAUUAAUUUCUUCUAAUUGUAACAAUAACAGCAACACGUCUAUCAUUUCAGUCGCAGCAGCCUCUACCGGAAAUAGUGCAGGCUCUGUUACCAGUGUUUCUAGUUCUGGUCAUUCAUCUGGUCCCCAGGUUAUUUAUUUGCCCUCUAUCUCCGCACAGAGUGGUUGCUUGAGUCUAAGCAAUUCUUCAAGCUCUGUAGCUGGCCUCACCACAGCUGGUGAUGUUCGCUUGGUCAGUUUACAGACGGUUUCGGCUGCUCCACGCUCUUCCGUUGCUGCCGGAGGUCUCAUUUCUACUCAUUCAGUCACAGGCCAUGUCGCAUCUCCCAUAGUUGCCACAACAUCGAAUAAUGCACAUUCUGUCGUUAUCAUGACAACUGGGGGCUCGCCAUUACCUUCUGGGCAAGGAGAUACUUUUGGGGCCCAGCCCAUCAGAGGGGCUCCCGGAGGUUCUGCGGGUGCUGUGGGAGGGAGCCAAACAGCAAGACUGUUGAGUGGUAUGACUUCUCUCAAGCAGACUGGGGUCCCGUCGGCCCGCCCUACAGUCUUCCGUGAAUCCUGCGUUCCAGCAUGGCGUGGUCUUAAGGAAACUAUGACCUCAAUUCCUUCAGGAUCGGUGGGCCCACUUUUUCACUGUUGCAUUUUUCCUACUCACAUAUUUGGCAAAUAA
Messenger RNA from Protopolystoma xenopodis, 1008 nucleotides. NCBI's taxonomy places the organism in Eukaryota, Metazoa, Platyhelminthes, Monogenea, Polystomatidea, Polystomatidae. The record is from the annotation of a GenBank genome assembly.